Molecule: messenger RNA, 507 nt
Organism: Pseudovirgaria hyperparasitica
Lineage: Eukaryota; Fungi; Ascomycota; Dothideomycetes; Acrospermales; Acrospermaceae
Exons: 3
Coding region: 1-507 (168 amino acids)
Source: RefSeq, a predicted model, not a curated record
AUGAAUGGCAGGAACCACGAUAUACAGCAGAGCAAAGUUGCCAACAUGAUCGAGCAUUUCAAACGACCUGCUGUGGCAUCAAUGAACCUCUGGGCGAAUAAGACAGCACUCGAUGUUGCCGAGCUUUGCCAGGACAGGAUCCAGACUGUAUUGGUAGAAGCUGUGCGCUCCGACCCUGCCCUCUGCGCCGGCGAGGAUACAUAUCUGGCAAUGCUUACUUGGGCAGUCCAUAGGUGGACUGUCAACGAUCCGGUGUAUCAUCGCACUGCGGUGGACGAAGCAGGCUACAUGAUAAUUUGUGAUCACGCGAAACGUGUGAUCAUAAUGUACUUUAUGGAGGAAGUCCGGGGGUGCGCAAGCUUGUGCAAUCGUUCAGUCUCAGUCGAGAAUUUGGAGAAAAAGCUCAUCACUGUGGGUAUCUUCCUUCCAGCUUUGCUAAGCAACCUUUCUGGUCAAGAUCCCACGCCUAUUUUGACUCUACAGGAGUUGCAGGAACGUAUGCAGUAA